AUGCCUGAAACAUCACCAGAUGUUGCCUCAAGUCAAACCACCUCACCUGCUUGCAUCAGCCCUUCCGUACUUUGUCCUCAGUCGUCCGUCUGCAUUUCCCAGAGCCAGUUCUGCAACGGCCAAAAAGACUGUCCUGACAGCUAUGACGAACAGAACUGUGUGAGGCGGUGUCCUUCAAAAAGUGACUUUCGCUGUAAAGACCGUCGGCGCUGCAUCUCAAAGAAUCUGGUUUGUGACGGGCGUGCUCAUUGCUACGACAGUUCGGAUGAGAUUAACUGUCCAGCCAUCACUUAUCCUUCAACUCCUGUGAACAUCCUGAAGUGCCGCCGGGGCUCAACGCCAUGUAACGAUGGCACGGAGUGCAUUUUGGUCAGCCACGUGUGUGAUGGUGAAGUGGAUUGCCGAGAUGGAUCAGAUGAAGAGGGUUGUAUCAAUGAAGAUCUGAAAGUGCCUUCAGAUGUCAGUGAAACUCCUCAAGUUACUCCUGCAGUUACUAUUCCUCAAACCUCAACUCUGCCAGCCUGCAUCAGCCCUUCUGUGCUGUGUCCUCAGUCUCCCAUCUGUAUUACCUCAAGUGAUUUCCGCUGCAAAGACCGUCUGAGUUGCGUUCCGAGGAAUCUGGUUUGUGAUGGUCGCUCUCACUGCCAAGAUGGCUCAGAUGAAAUGAACUGUCCAACUGUAGCACCUGCUACAACUUUACAAAGUGCUUUAAAGUGUCACCUUGGCUCCAGACUGUGUCAGAAUGGGAAGGAAUGUGUCCUCAUCAGCCAUGUUUGUGAUGGAGAGAACGACUGCCAAGAUGGGUCAGAUGAAGUCGGCUGCACUGAAGAGGUGACCAGUACUGUUCCACCCACAACUCCCUCAGGCGAUGUGCCUUUGACAACUGUGUCCUUUACUCCACCUCGGAUGAACUUCCUACGGUGCCGUAAAGGUGCAAAGCCAUGCUCUGAUGGUACGGAGUGUGUUUUACUGAUCCACCUGUGUGAUGGAGAGAACGACUGUCUGGAUGGAUCUGACGAACAGGGAUGUCCUGAGAUCUGCAAAGAAGGUGAGUUUCAGUGCGCCCAUGGGAAGAUGUGCCUCCCUCAGUCUCAGGUGUGUGAUGGAAAAGCUCAGUGCCUGGAUCAUUCCGAUGAGCUGAACUGUUGGGAACCAAUGAAGAGCUGCGAGCACCACUGUCCGGAUGGCAAACGGUGCAUCCCAAAGAAAUUCCUCUGCGACGGAGAGAGAGACUGCCUGGAUGGCUCGGACGAGAUGGGCUGCAGUUCAUCACUGUGCAUCUCUGACACACAGCUGUGUGAUGGACAGAAAGACUGUCCUGAUGGCUUUGACGAGGACAACUGUAUCACUGCAUGUAGAAACCCAGGUGACUUCUUGUGCAAAGAUCGCAGAAAGUGCAUCUCCAGGGAGCAAGUAUGCGACGGACGCUAUCAUUGUGCCGACAGCUCUGAUGAAAUGCAGUGCCAGUCGGAGGAUGCCACUGAUCCUCCCUUACUUCCCCCCCCCAAAGCCUCCGUUGACGUAUUUGGAGUCAGGACAUCCCCUCUAAAAUGCCGUAAAGGUUCUAAACUGUGUGCCGACGGCCGGGGGUGUGUUCUGUACAGCCAUGUGUGCGAUGGAGAGAUGGACUGCCAGGAUGGGUCCGACGAAAAGGGAUGUGCCUCUCAGUGCAAAGAUGAGUUCCAGUGUUCCCAUGGGAGUAAAUGUGUCCCUCGGGAGCAGGUGUGUGACGGGCGGUACGACUGUCAGGAUCGAUCAGACGAGCUGAACUGUGAGAAGCGGGUCGAGGGCUGCAGUCAUCUCUGCGAUAACAACACUCGCUGUAUACCGGAGACGUUCCUAUGCGACGGCGAGGUGGACUGUGCUGACGGGACGGACGAGGAAAAGUGUGGUUCAGUGAUCUGCCCAGAUGGCUACUACCACUGUGCCAGUGGCCAGUGCAUAUUUGAAGCUCUGAGAUGUGAUGGACACGCAGACUGCUUUGACCGCUCAGAUGAGGUGGGUUGCCGUAAACCUCCGCACUGCCCAACAGAACUCCAGUGCCCACACAGCCAUGAGUGCCUGCAGAAGGAGUGGCUGUGUGAUGGUGAGGAGGACUGCAAGGACGGGUCAGAUGAGAAGAAGUGUCUGAUGCCACCAGCAAAGUGCAGAGAAUUCCAGUGGCAGUGUGGAGACAGCAGUCAGUGCAUCCCUGUGUCCUGGAGGUGUGAUGGAAAGAUGGACUGUGACAAUGGCUUGGAUGAAAACAAAUGUAAAAAGAUGAAAUGUCCUCCUCAUCUUUACUCGUGUGGGAGUGGUGAGUGUGUGAACCCCACUCUGGUGUGUAACGGUGUCUCAAACUGUGUGGACGGUUCAGAUGAAGGUGUGGGAUGCACACAAAGCAACUGCUCCAGUCUGUCUGCACCUCAGUGUGAGGACACCUGUGUUAGCACCCCAAAUGGACCGAGGUGUUCCUGUGCCGCUGGCUUCAGGCUGCAGUCGAAUAGAGUUUCCUGCGAGGACGUUGACGAAUGCAAUGAAACGCCACUUCAAGUUUGCAAACACAUCUGUAUUAACUCCCGGGGGUCCUACACCUGUUUUUGCCACCUUGGUUUCUACCUGGAGCCUGACAACAAAAGCUGCAAGACCAAAGAUGAACCUUUACUUCUGGCUUCAGUGCAGUCAGAGCUGUUGCUGCUGGGCGUGCACAGCGGCACUUUGAGUCUCCUGUCAUCUGCCAGUCGGCCGGUCUUCGCUUUAGAUUUUCACUGGAGUCAGCAGAGGGUUUACUGGCUCAGUCCCGUUUACCAAACUAUCCGCUGGGCUGACAUGAAAAACGCCAACAAAGGGACGCUCAUCAAAGGAGUGAAGUCGGACUCUAUUGCAGUGGACUGGGUGGGGAACAACCUGUACUGGGUAGAUGGACUGAUGGGCCAGAUUCUUGCAGUGAAGCUAAGCGAUGCCAUAGUAAGACCUCAGGACUACACCGUGGUCCUUGGAGAUGCUGUGGAACAGCUGAGGUCACUGAUUUUAUUGCCACACAGAGGGCUGAUGCUGUGGUCUGAGAUCAGCAGCACCCCUCAGAUCAAGCAGGCCGGGAUGGACGGUUCAAACAGGAAGGUGCUGGUGAGCAGUGGGCUGCGCUGGCCAGUUGGGCUGGCGUUUGACCUCUUGGAUAACAGGGUCUACUGGGCUGACGAGAAGCUUCGCUGCAUCGGCUCGGCUUCUAUGGAUGGAGACAAUGUCAAAAUCCUGCAGUUGGCUGAAACACCAAGCCCCUUCUCUGUGGGGGUCUUCAAUGAUCGAGUCUUCUGGUCUGACACCAAGAAGAGAACCAUUCGCUCAGCUGAGAAGAACACUGGGAAGCGUCAGAAGGUUCUUCUGAAGAGACCCGGACAGCCAUUUGGCCUCAAAUUGAUGCAUGCACUUUCCCAGCCAGACAUGUCCAAUCCCUGCAACCAGCUGCACUGCUCCCAUCUCUGCCUGCUGGCCCCAACACUGAGGGGGAAUUCUGCAGAGCCAGGGAUGCCAGCAGGAGUCUGUCGAUGCCCACCAGGGCUGCUGCUCUCACAAAACAAAACUACCUGCUCUCUACCAGAGGACACGUCUUUUAUCCUCUUCCUGUCUCAGACUACAGUCACUCUGACAUACUUGCAGUCGAUACAUCGUGAUAUUGUGGGGUUGAAAAAGCUACCGAAUGGUAGAGAUUUGGCCCUGCCCUCAGGAACAGAGGCCUCCAAGCUGGAGGUGUCCGUCCAUGGUGGCUUCAUGUAUGUGGCUGAUGCACAAGGAUCCAUCAGUAUACUGAUGUUGAAUGGAUCCAGGUCAGAACUAAGCCUGACGCUUGCUGGACAGAUUGUAAAAUUGGAGGAUGACCAUGUUAUGGCACUGGCACUUGACUGGGUGACCUCUAACCUCUACUGGACCUCCACUGGGCGUCCUGACCUCCAUGUGACCUCCCCUAAGGGUUACGCCACCUCUCUGCUGCAGGGGUCACUGAAGAGCACGACAUCCAUUGCAGUCCAUCCACCGUCAGGGCAGCUCUGCUACACAGUGCUCGGUGUAACGAACGGGAAGAACCCGGCACAGGUCGAAUGUGCCUACAUGGACGGUCGUAACCAGGAGGUGUUGUGGAAGAAGUCAACAGCUCCCAGCUCACUGAUCUUUUCCAAAGAAGGAACCAGAGUGUACUGGGCCGACUCAGGUGAAGGAACCAUCAGCUCUGUUGGGUUGGAUGGUUCCGGAUAUAAACAGUUCCAAGCAGGACCAGGUCUACUGGUCUCCUUCACCCUGACUGAGAACAUUUUGCUGUGGGUCACCCUGAGCAACGAUGUAACCAAGCUGUGGUUCACUGAUGGUCUGCAGCCAAAACAGAUGUGGUUUGAGACUAAAAGCAGCAUAAUAGAAGUCAAAGCUUACAGCAACAACAGCCAGUCUGGUAGAAUAGACUCCCUGAGCUGCAGACUUGGCACAGUCGAAACCUGUUCUGCACUGGGAAAGGACAGUGAUGAAUGGAGCUCUGUAUCACAGCACAGUUUGUGUUGA
Molecule: messenger RNA, 4524 nt
Organism: Thalassophryne amazonica
Lineage: Eukaryota; Metazoa; Chordata; Actinopteri; Batrachoidiformes; Batrachoididae
Product: low-density lipoprotein receptor-related protein 2-like
Exons: 25
Coding region: 1-4524 (1507 amino acids)
Molecular function (GO): calcium ion binding; protein binding
Source: RefSeq, a predicted model, not a curated record